Salvelinus fontinalis (brook trout) is the source of this 3994-nucleotide messenger RNA. Its product is annotated as transcriptional regulator Kaiso-like. Bases 799 to 2709 code for a protein of 636 amino acids. The transcript is spliced from 2 exons. Lineage: Eukaryota; Metazoa; Chordata; Actinopteri; Salmoniformes; Salmonidae. The record is from RefSeq and is a predicted model, not a curated record. Gene Ontology annotation, molecular function: RNA polymerase II cis-regulatory region sequence-specific DNA binding; protein binding; DNA-binding transcription factor activity, RNA polymerase II-specific. Gene Ontology annotation, biological process: regulation of transcription by RNA polymerase II. Gene Ontology annotation, cellular component: nucleus.
AAUUCGAGGAGGUUUAUGCUCUUCUUCAUUUUUGGGGGCCUUGGGCAUGGGACCAAAGACUGGACUGGAGUCGCGAGAUCGACUGCUGCUGCCAGUUCGGCUCCGUCGUCUUCUGGGGCUUCUCUGUUCUUAAUCGGACAGAGGCGUAGCUAGCGUUUUUUAUGCUAACAUACUAAAUUCGAGAGCUUGGUAAAGAAUAAGCAUUGGGCAUGGGACCAAAGACUGGACUGUAGUCGCGAGAUCGGCUGCGUCGUCUUCUCUGUUCUUAAUCGAACAGAGACGUAGCUAGCGUUUUUUAUGCUAACAUCCUACAUUCGAGAGUUUGGCAAAGAAUAAGCAGGAAUGACUACCUAAUCUGCUGUUUCGGUCAUUCUGCGUUGUUUAUAUACGAGCUUCAAAAACAGUACAUGAUGGGGUGCGAGUGUAAACAGGUCCCCCUUGAAACAAUGCCGCACGAUGCUCUUAGUUCCGCGUAGUACGUUAGACUGGAACUGACUUUAAACAGUCGCUUUAGCAAUGUCGCUGGCUUAAAAAAUAAUAAUUAUGGUCUGUAUUAAUUAUCUAAAAUAAUACCAUUGAACAUAUCUAGUUUCAAACGUUUGAACUGCAGCAAAUGUGUAGAUCUCGCUACAUGGAACUAUUUUGACACAGAAUUGUUGCGACUCCUGUUGGCCAUGCAUGAACUAGCAGUAGGUCACACCGACGGUAACAAGGAGAUAGACGUUUUGUUGUCUACAACCAUCUACCGAUACUUCGUUUGGAAAGAGAACAUCAAUCAUACGGCUAGGCGUUACAGGGAUGUCGGGCCUAAAGCUGAUCUCUGCAACUGACACCCGGUAUUCAGGAACGGUGCUGAAGUCGAUGAAUAGACAACGAAAUAACGGAUUGUUCUGUGACGUGACCAUAAUUAUACAGGACCGUAAAUUUCGAGCGCACAAAAACAUAUUGUCGGCGUCGAGUACUUAUUUCCACCAACUCUUCUCAGUGGCUGGACAGGUGAUUGAGUUGAAUUUCAUAAAGGCGGAAAUCUUUGAGGAAAUCCUGAAUUACAUUUACAGUUCCAAGAUUGUCCGCGUUCGCUCUGACAUGCUCAAGGAGCUUAUCAAUGCUGGGCAGAUGUUGGGGGUGAAGUUCAUUGCGAAUUUAGGUGUACCACUCUCACAAGUCAAGGGCCUACCUGGCCUGUCCAAAGACACGGAAAACAAUGAGGUGAGCUCUGUAGACAAGAACAGUACAGAGCCAACGAUGCCCAUUAUCACCGAGUCCUUUUCACUGUCUGCAGAGGAGUUCAACCAGACUGACCGAAGUACGGAUCAGGACUCAGACGAUGAUAUUAUGUUUGUGUCCAAAACGGACGCCAUCAAAAAAUGCAAGCCCUCUGAAAUCAUUGAUUUGGAUGCACCUGAAACAGAGGAAGCCUCUGUGACAAAGCAACCGGGAGAGGCCAGACCCCCUGCUUUGACAAAGGACCAAGAGAAAACAGUCAAAGCAGCCCCGCACCUCAACAGCUCUCCUCAGACCCUGCGAGACUACAGUCCUCUGAAAAGCCCUAUGGUGACCCCUGACACCAGUUCCAAUAUUCCAUCUUCACCUGCUGUAGCCUCGUUUUGCAGCACAUCCACAACGCCAGCUAGAAUUGGCACUUUCAUCCCCAAACUCCACAGCACCUCCCUGCCUUCAGGAACCCCAGAGAUAAUAGGGAUCCAUAAGAAGCGGGUCACACUAGCUCGAAAGGGCAACUUAAAAAUCAAGCUCUCGGAUGUGACGUCACCAGGCGGAUUCAUCAACGAGGCAGGCAUUAGCAUUCCCCAAGUGGCUGCAGCUGCAAAAAAGACAAUCACACUAGAUAAGGCCUCGGAGCUCGGCUCGCUUUCUACAGGCUGCAAGGUGUAUGCCAAUAUCGGGGAGAACACAUAUGACAUUGUCCCCAUGAAGGACGAUCCCGGGGAGGGAGAUUCUAAAAACAGUAGAGGGGCAAAGAGGUCUCUGAUGGCCACACCUCUUCAAUCUUUCAACACCUCUCAACUGCCACAGGGUUCUUCGAGCAAGAAGAAGGCCAAAACCGAGCAGGAAGAUCACUAUGAGCUCAUCAUGGACGGGAAGACCUUCUUUGUGUGCGUGGUCUGUAAGCGACCCUACGUGUGCCUGACAAGCCUCCGGCGCCACUUCAACACCCACUCUUGGGAGAAGAAGUACCCAUGCCACUACUGUGACAAGGUGUUCGCCCUGGCUGAGUACCGGACGAAACACGAGAUCCACCACACGGGUGAGAGGAGGUACCAGUGCCUGCUGUGCAACGAGAUGUUAAUCAACUACCAGCUACUGUCAACUCACUGCAAACAAGCCCACAACCAAGACCCGUCUGGGAGGAAACAGAAGGACGACACCGACAACAACUUGUACCGCCUGCUCCCUUGCAAAACGGUGCAGUUCAAGACCUACUCAUAUGAGACGGACGGUUCAGAUCCAAGAGGGGUCCCUAUUAUCCAAGACGAUGGGAGGGUCCAGCACAUUAACCCUGGAAGGGGGCAGCCCAACCCACUACCGUUAGAGUCCACCCAGGGCAAGAUGUUGAACUGGGAUGACAUAUUUGUGGCGCCUGAGGCACAGCCUCGACCAGCUGCACACGCCCACCGACCAGGGAGCCACCCCAUCCAACCUCCACCAGGCUCGUCUGAGUUUGAGUUUGUCAUACCAGAGACCUACUGAGCAGGGUGGCUCACCGAUCUGUGCCUUGUCAGUGGGGUCCCCUUUUCGAAUUCUGUUUCCUGGGUCCAUGUCAAAUGUCAUCCAUGUUGUCUUUUUCAGAUGUUCAACAGUUGUUUUGUAGGAAGUUCCUAUGUGCACUAGCUAACCCAUCUGGAGUGUAGUAUGACUUUUGUUCUUAUCAAGCUCGUCAUUGAACUGUCUAUUGUCUCAUUGUAUUUCUACUGACCCUUUUAAUGGUAAAUAUUUCCAAGAAUUUUGGAGUGCUCAUGCUGUUCAACAGAAGGACCCUCAAUCUAGUCAUAUAAAUGUAUUUAUUGUUAGUAUGUAUUUUAUUUUGUGAUUCUUUUUUUAUGUAGGCAAAGUAUGUUAUGCCUUUGAGAAUAUAAUGUACAGUUUAUUUUCAAACCCCAGAGAUUGGAUCAGGAUGCAGGAUAUUGAUGGAAUUAUUAAUUGUCCUAACUUGUCCUAACUUAAUUAAUUGAUGACAUUCAAUAAUGAUAUAGAAAUGAUGCUCUUUCUGCAAACAGGGAUUCAGAUACCAGCUCAUUGAUGGGAUACAUUGCUUAAAUAGCAUAUGUGUCGAUUUAAAAUCUGGAUUGUUCAAUUUUCUAUUGGAUUAUUUUUGUGCCACAAAUGAAAAGACAAUGUGCACAAAUUACUGGUCUUGCUGUGUUAGUAAUUAAUGGUUGAUUAUAACACUUUUGCCCAAUGUUGAAGGGAAACGCAAUUGCAAUAAUUAUUUAGUAUUUGAAUUGGUUGCACAAACCUAUAAUUUAAGAUUUAAUUAUGUCCAUUAAAUAUUGAAGUCCUUGCAAAUGGUUUGAUCAUGACUUACCUUAUAUGGUCUACUCUUUUGUUGGGACCUUUUUUUUUCUUUCAUAUGCUGGCCAUAUAUUUUGCAGUCUUUCUAAAAGUCAUGUUCUGUCAAGGAUGCCCGAAGCUGCCUGCUACUCUGUAUGUAUAAAGUUAGCCUACGUAGUGUAUCAUAGUACUCAUGUAUCUCAUUGGAAUCAUGUUCCUUUUUCUUCCCAGUCUUGUCUUGUCAGUAUGUAGUUGAAUAGACUUGGACUGUAGAGCUAACUUGACAUUUUAUACUGCUUCAGUAUGUCCUUCAAUAAGGGAACUUCCAGCUUUUAUGGUUUAAAGAAAAAUUACAAAAUUAACAGUGGUGUCUUCUACAUAAUUGUGCUAAACACCUUUUUAAUUUUAAAAUAUUCUUUGUUUAAAUAAUGUAUUUAUUAGGUCUUAGUGCUGAACAAAUGUUAAUAAAGUAAAUAAAACCAAA